This is a messenger RNA of Leguminivora glycinivorella, 3872 nucleotides long. RefSeq names its product splicing factor 3B subunit 3 (gene Sf3b3). The record is from RefSeq and is a predicted model, not a curated record. NCBI's taxonomy places the organism in Eukaryota, Metazoa, Arthropoda, Insecta, Lepidoptera, Tortricidae. Gene Ontology annotation, cellular component: U2 snRNP; nucleus. Gene Ontology annotation, biological process: mRNA splicing, via spliceosome. Gene Ontology annotation, molecular function: protein binding; U2 snRNA binding.
CGGAUUUAUGGAGACACACCGAGAAUCGAUGGCACUUGUGCCGGCCGCCAUCUUGCGGUUGUGUGAGAGGAGAAGAGGAGCCGCAGGCAAGUUACCGAAAUAUAUCAAGCCGCAUUGCGGCAAUCAAUCUUCAAUUAAUACAGGUUGAGUUGAAUGAUUCAAAAUGUAUUUAUACAAUUUGACUCUACAAGGCUCUACAGCCAUUACACAUGCUGUUCACGGGAAUUUCUCCGGGACGAAGCAACAAGAAAUUGUAAUAUCCCGCGGGAAGAUCUUGGAAUUAUUACGACCUGACCCCAACACCGGCAAAGUGCACACCUUGCUGAAAGUGGAGAUUUUCGGCAUUAUCCGGUCGAUGAUGUCAUUUCGGCUUACUGGCGGCACAAAAGAUUACAUUGUGAUUGGAUCAGACUCCGGACGCAUCGUCAUCCUGGAAUAUAUUCCUGCUAAAAACAUCCUUGAGAAAGUUCACCAAGAAACCUUUGGCAAAUCUGGAUGUCGCAGAAUAGUCCCUGGACAGUAUUUAGCUAUUGACCCGAAAGGCAGAGCUGUUAUGAUUGGAGCCAUUGAAAAACAGAAACUAGUGUACAUAUUGAACAGGGAUGCCGAAGCAAGGUUGACUAUCUCUUCACCAUUGGAGGCGCACAAGUCAAACACACUGGUGUAUCAUAUGGUUGGAGUGGAUGUGGGCUUUGAAAAUCCCAUGUUUGCUUGCCUUGAGAUUGACUAUGAAGAAGCUGACUCUGACCCUACAGGUGAAGCUGCACAAAAGACCCAGCAGACAUUGACAUUUUAUGAACUAGACUUGGGCCUUAACCAUGUUGUAAGGAAAUACUCCGAGCCUCUAGAGGAACAUGCCAACUUCCUUAUUACAGUACCUGGAGGCAAUGAUGGUCCUUCUGGAGUACUCAUUUGCUCUGAGAACUACUUAACAUACAAGAAUUUGGGAGAUCAACAUGACAUUCGCUGUCCUAUUCCUCGCCGGCGUAAUGAUUUGGAUGACCCUGAGAGAGGCAUGAUAUUUGUAUGUUCCGCCACACAUAAGACAAAAUCCAUGUUCUUUUUUUUGGCCCAAACUGAGCAAGGAGACAUUUUUAAGAUAACCAUUGAAACAGAUGAUGAUAUGGUGACAGAAAUAAAACUGAAAUACUUUGAUACUGUUCCAGUAGCCACUUCUAUGUGUGUUUUGAAAACUGGAUUCCUUUUCGUGGCCUGUGAAUUUGGCAACCAUUACUUGUACCAGAUUGCACACUUGGGUGAUGAAGAUGAUGAACCAGAAUUCAGUUCAGCCAUGCCUUUGGAGGAGGGAGACACAUUUUUCUUUGCCCCAAGACCACUCAGAAACUUAGUGCUUGUGGAUGAGCUGGACUCACUUUCUCCAAUAUUAGCAUGUCAUGUAGCUGAUUUGGCUGGGGAAGAUACACCUCAAGUUUACUUGGCUUGUGGUCGUGGUCCCAGAUCAUCCCUGAGGGCCUUAAGGCAUGGUUUGGAGGUAGCAGAAAUGGCCGUGUCUGAGCUUCCAGGAUCUCCUAAUGCAGUAUGGACAGUCAGGAGACAUAAAGAUGAGGAAUAUGAUUCGUACAUCAUUGUGUCAUUCGUGAACGCCACGCUUGUGCUCUCUAUUGGCGAGACUGUCGAGGAAGUGACUGACUCUGGCUUCUUAGGCACGACGCCGACUCUAAGCUGCCAUGCGCUCGGAAAUGAUGCUCUAGUACAAGUAUACCCUGAUGGCAUCCGGCAUAUUCGUGCUGACAAGCGUGUCAACGAAUGGAAGGCUCCUGGCAAAAAGACCAUCGUAAAAUGCGCAGUCAAUCAGAGACAAGUAGUCAUUGCUCUUACUGGUGGUGAACUGGUCUAUUUUGAGAUGGAUCCGACUGGUCAAUUGAAUGAGUACACAGAGAAAAAGUUGUCAUCAGAUGUGUCAUGCAUGGCUUUAGGCUCUGUAGCUACUGGAGAGCAAAGAGCUUGGUUCUUAGCAGUGGGUCUCAAUGACAACACUGUCAGAAUCAUCUCCUUGGAUCCAUCGGACUGUUUAGCGCCAAGGUCAAUGCAGGCCUUACCCGCCGGUGCAGAGUCGCUAUGCAUAGUGGAACAACCAUUCGAGUCUGGUGCAAAAUCUGCUUUACAUCUCAACAUUGGUUUAAGCAAUGGUGUGUUACUCAGAACUACACUGGAUUCUGUCAGUGGAGAUCUAGCAGACACAAGAACAAGGUACCUGGGUUCAAGACCAGUUAAGCUGUUUAAAGUGAGAGUACAAGCAGCAGAAGCAGUGCUUGCUGUAUCAUCAAGAACAUGGCUUGGAUACCAUUACCAGAACCGUUUCCACCUGACGCCACUCUCUUAUGAAUGUCUUGAAUAUGCUGCAGGAUUCAGUUCAGAACAAUGCGCGGAAGGUAUUGUAGCGAUCUCCUCCAAUACGCUGCGAAUUUUGGCACUAGAAAAAUUGGGAGCAGUUUUCAAUCAAACUUACCUGCCACUGGAAUACACACCAAGAAAAUUUGUCAUCAACAGUGACAACAAUCAAAUUAUUAUUUUAGAGACUGAUCACAAUUCGUACACGGAAGAGAUGAAAAAACAAAGAAGGGUUCAAAUGGCUCAAGAGAUGCGCGAAGCGGCGGCCGGCGGAGGGCCCGAAGAACAGACUCUCGCCAACGAAAUGGCCGACGCUUUCCUCUCUGACGUGUUACCAGAAAACAUUUUCUCCUCCCCCAAAGCCGGCGCAGGCAUGUGGGCGUCGCAGAUCCGCGUGGUGGACAUGGGCGCGGGGUCGGGCGGCGCGCCGGGCACGGUGGCGCGGCUGCCGCUGGAGCAGAACGAGGCCGCUGUGGCGCUGUGCGUGGUGCGCUGGGCCGCGCACGCCGAGCACGCGCAGCCGCACCUCGUCGUCGGCGUCGCCAAGGACCUCGUGCUGUCGCCGCGCGCCUGCUGCGAGGGCAGCCUGCACGUCUACAAGAUCUACGCCAACACCGGCAAGCUGGAGCUCGUGCACAAGACGCCGGUCGACGAGUACCCGGGCGCGCUCGCCGCCUUCAACGGCAAGCUGCUCGUCGGCGUCGGCCGCAUGCUCCGCCUCUACGACAUCGGCUGGCGGAAGCUCCUCCGCAAGUGCGAGAACCGACACAUUCCCAAUCUCAUCGCGGACAUCAAGACUAUCGGCCAGAGAAUCUUCGUCUGCGACGUCCAGGAGUCCGUAUUUUGCGUCAAGUACAAGAAGCGGGAGAAUCAGUUGAUCAUAUUCGCCGACGACACGAACCCGCGGUGGAUCACCAACAGCUGCCUGCUGGACUACGACACGAUCGCGAUGUCGGACAAGUUCGGCAACGUCGCCGUCGUCCGGCUACCGCAGUCCGUGUCGGACGACGUCGAUGAGGACCCCACUGGAAAUAAAGCUCUUUGGGACAGAGGCCUUCUAAAUGGAGCAUCUCAAAAGGGCGAGAUAGUAGUUAACUUCCACGUGGGUGAGACAGUAACAUCGCUGCAGCGAGCGACUCUGAUCCCGGGCGGGUCGGAGGCGCUGCUGUACGCCACCGUCAGCGGCUCGCUCGGCGUGCUGCUGCCCUUCACCUCCCGGGAGGACCACGACUUCUUCCAGCACCUCGAGAUGCACAUGCGAAGCGAAAACCCGCCCCUUUGCGGACGGGAUCAUCUCUCCUUUAGAAGUUAUUAUUACCCAGUAAAGAAUGUGAUAGACGGAGACCUGUGCGAGCAGUUCAACUCACUGGAGCCCGCGAAACAAAAGGCGAUCGCCGGUGACCUGGAGCGAACGCCCGCCGAAGUCUCAAAGAAACUAGAAGAUAUUAGAACUAGAUACGCGUUUUAAGUUAUUUUUAUUGUGAUUGCAUUUCUAGAUAAGAAAUAAACUGUUAAGAAUA